AUGGGAGGCAACAACAGCACUCCGUGCUCGUCUGGCGGGUCGACCUUCUGUGAACACGUUGAGAAGGCCGUGUCAUGCCAAAAUGGCUCCGACUAUUUUUGGUGCAGCUGCCAGUCGGGCUAUGAGCCCGAUGGGCAAAACACGAAGGCGACCUGCAAAGAUAUUGAUGAAUGUGCGAGAGGCCUCGACAACUGUCAGCAGAAAGGGAGUGACUGCGUAAACACGCCUGGUAGUUAUGAAUGUGGAUGUGGAACAUAUCGCGAAGAAAAAGGAGGGACAUGCGUCGACAUUAACGAAUGUGCAACCGAUAGAGGGGGGUGCGAUGAGAACAGUGACUGCAUCAACCAGGACGGAGCCAGGCAGUUGUGCCGCUGCCAUAAGGGAUGGACUGGCAAUAACGAGGAACCGGGAGUGGCCUGCAAAGAUAUUAAUGAAUGCAACGAAAACCCGUCCAUUUGCCCCAGCAAUGCGGUGUGCACAAAUCUGCCCGGCUCUUACAAGUGCGAAUGUGGGGCUGGUUAUGAGCCUGACUCGUCGGGUAGUGGUUGUGUCACUGAGGACUUCUGUGGCACUGGGAAGAACGCGUGCGAUACCAAGUUUGCCACAUGCUCUCUGAUACCUGGAUCCUUCAAGUGCGAGUGCAUCUCUGGAUUUUAUGGAGCAGGAACCGUCAACACAUGCGAACCUCUUCAGGGCAAGGAAGAAUUGGCUUGCACGGUACUGGGUCUGACUUGUGGGAGCUACAAAAGUUGCUCAAAGAGCACAACGCAGGUUGGGGCCUGGGAAUGCCAAGACAAAUCCUCAUCCGAGCAGAUAGCAGUCUUUCUCGCGAACGGCGCAACCAGCGAUACUCCGGCAUGGGUUUGGGCUGUUGUCGUAUUGUCAGUCUUUGUGAUCUUCCUCGUAUCUGGAGGUAUCCUAUGUGCGUAUCACAAACCUACUAGAGCAAAAAGCGUUCAAGCACUACCACACACAAAGUAA
Messenger RNA from Cyclospora cayetanensis, 981 nucleotides. Its product is annotated as fibrillin-1. The coding region runs from base 1 to 981 and encodes 326 amino acids. Gene Ontology annotation, molecular function: calcium ion binding. Lineage: Eukaryota; Apicomplexa; Conoidasida; Eucoccidiorida; Eimeriidae. The record is from RefSeq and is a predicted model, not a curated record. The transcript is spliced from 7 exons.